Molecule: messenger RNA, 417 nt
Organism: Cyclocybe aegerita
Lineage: Eukaryota; Fungi; Basidiomycota; Agaricomycetes; Agaricales; Hemipholiotaceae
Source: the annotation of a GenBank genome assembly
AUGCUCGUCAUGCUUCUUUUGCCUUGUGCUGUGCUCGUUGUCGUGGUUGGUACUGUGUUCGUCCUCACCCUGUCCUCGCCCUUGCCUGGUCGUUGCCCUCGUCCUGUCCUUGUCCUCAUCGCCCUGUUGCCCUGUCCUCACCCACGACCUGUCCUCGCCCUGCUUGCCAUCGCCCUGUCAUCGCCGUCGCUGUCACCCUGUCACCAUCCUUUCCAUCGCCCUGUCGUUGUCUUCGUCAUCGCCAGGUCAUUGCCCUGUUGUCACCCUCGUCCUCAUCCUGUUGCCAUCCUCCUCCUCAUCGCCCUUGUCAUCGCCCUCAUCGUCGUCCUGUUGCUGUCCUCCUCGUCAUCGCCCUGUUGUUGCCUUCAUCCUCGUCCCAUCGCCGUCCUCCUUGUCAUCACCCCAUCCUCAUCCUAG